GGGUUGCGUUCUCUGUAAUGAGCCUGAGUGACUUAUUCAUCCGCUGACAAAGUUCAUGUUCUCGGAAAAACCUCACCAGAGAUGGUUCUUGGUGCUCUCUAACUCUCUGGAGCUACACACAGUCUGUACCUGUUUAAUUACAACCGCUCGAUGGUUUUAAGGUCUUUCUAAGCCGCCUGCUGCUGCUGGGAUGAAGGAGUUGAUUGAGGAGAUGCCCGACACUGGGUACGGGUACGGGUGCGCCGUGGCUAACCGCUUCGGGAAGCUUCUGGAUGAUGAGUCGGAUCCUUUCGACCUCCUGCACCAGGCGCAAGUGCAGCAGGAGCGAAAGAAGAAGAAAGAGGAGAUAAAGAAGCCCCCCGCUCCCCCUGCGAAGACUGGGAAGAAGGAGUCCCAAAGAGAGAGGAAGGUUCCUCUUCGUACAGCCGGUGACAGUGGUGUGAAUAUUAACAGGGGUGUAGCAGGCCCAAGACGUCCUGCUCGUGGUCCGCCUGAGGAGAGAGUGGAGAGACGUGUUGCCUUUAAUGAACCCAGGUUCAAUGAGGGUGAUGAUUCCCUGGGGUACUCCAUCGAGAGGCCUAUAGAGCUUUUUGACCGAGCUGGACGAGGAAGAGGAGGUGGAAGGGGGCGUGGGGCACGAGGUGCUGGAUAUUCCAGGUCCAGUGACGGCUUUGAUCCAAGGGGAAAGAGGGAGUUUGAGCGCCACAGUGGUAGUGACCGAGCCAGGAGUGUUCGUCCUGAAGAGAAGAGGGGAGGCAGUGGACCUCGUAACUGGGGGUCAAUGAGGGAUCAUGUAAGUGCAGUGGCUGAUGCACUACCCAAUGAGGAGAUUGUUGAAAGUGAGGAAGCACCAGAUACUGCAGAGAAUGAUGGAGAAAACCAGCCUCUUGAGAAUGAAGAAGUGAUUGAGGUUGCCAUAGAGAUGUCUCUGGAUGAAUGGAAGACUAUGCAGGAGCAAAGCAGACCCAAGACAGAGUUUAACAUCCGAAAGGCAGACACCAAGUUGCCCUCCAAAGCUGUGGUGAUACACAAGUCCAAACAUAUUGAGGAGCAUGCAGAUGGCAUCAGUGAGGAUGAUGUAGUCUUUCGGCGUCCUGCAAAUGACAUCACCUUUCAGCUGGAGAUAAACUUUGGUAGUCUGGCCCGGCCCUCUCGAGGGGGAAGAGGUGGACGAGGGGGUCGUGGCCGUGGGGCAGCUGCUCCCCAAAGAUCACCUGAGAAAUAUGCUGAAGCGGCUCCAAACCCAGAUGACCCAGAGGAUUUCCCUGCACUGGCCUAAUGCAGCUGCCGCAGAAGGUACCCUUUGGAUCAAAUUGGUGCCAAACCAGCAGAAGUCCUGUGAUUUGCCUUGCCCUGCUCUGGGUGAAAUUAAACUGCACUUGAAGUUCCUGUAAAAAGAAAUGUAAAUUAAAUUUUGUUCGCUUAUUCUCAAUGGGCCGUGUUCCGACUAGCAUUUCAGUAGGCCCUUUCAUUGUGAUUAUAGUUGUCACAUAUGGAAAAUAAAGCAAGCAAAUAAAUGCAGACUUGGUGUGUGUGUGUG
Molecule: messenger RNA, 1540 nt
Organism: Colossoma macropomum (tambaqui)
Lineage: Eukaryota; Metazoa; Chordata; Actinopteri; Characiformes; Serrasalmidae
Exons: 8
Coding region: 191-1279 (362 amino acids)
Biological process (GO): positive regulation of translational initiation; positive regulation of RNA splicing
Cellular component (GO): cytoplasm; nucleus
Molecular function (GO): RNA binding
Source: RefSeq, a predicted model, not a curated record